Musa acuminata AAA Group (dessert banana) is the source of this 3136-nucleotide messenger RNA. RefSeq names its product auxin response factor 18-like. Gene Ontology annotation, molecular function: protein binding; DNA binding. The record is from RefSeq and is a predicted model, not a curated record. Gene Ontology annotation, biological process: response to hormone; regulation of DNA-templated transcription. The transcript has 6 exons. The coding region runs from base 714 to 2852 and encodes 712 amino acids. Lineage: Eukaryota; Viridiplantae; Streptophyta; Magnoliopsida; Zingiberales; Musaceae. Gene Ontology annotation, cellular component: nucleus.
UCUCUCUCUCUCUCUUUCUCUUCCCCACUUUGAUCGCCGACGAAUUCAGCGGCGAAGCCCCUCUGAAUUGCAUCUGGAAUCGGGUGGAUCUUAGCCUGGAGAGGAGAUGAGGAGGGGGAGAGAUUCCACCACGGGACGUGUUAUCUGCUGGAUCCGCAGCUGGAAGGAAUGAUUGUUGCGGUUUCUGGUGGUAUGUCCUUUUUGCGGAUGAUUGGAGUAAUGGGUGAAGAAAUGAUGGUGGUAUUUUGCUGGGAAGCCUGAGAUAUUUCGAUUUAGAAAAAGGAUUUUGGAAGUCAUUAACUGGAUUUUGUAGGGUUUGGGAGUGGUGUCGGGGAAUUUAACUGAGCUCCCGGGGGAUCUUCGUUUCCUUAGGGUUAGUGGAGUUGAGCCGGAGUUUGGGGUUUCCACGAUCUUGUGAGGGGUCUUCAGAUGGAAGUUUGGAAUGAAAUGGAGUCGGCGUAUUUCUACUUUGUUUUGAUGUUUCUGUUCUUCCUUCCCUGAUUGACGCAGUUCUUCACGGGAAAGGUUAUUCUUCUAGUUCAUCGAUUCUAAGACGACGUUCGUCAGGAGCCCUUGAAGGAAGUAAUUGGUUUGGAUACUUGCACUGGUUCGCUAAAAGCAAUUUCUUCUUACAACACCAGUAUUCUUCAAAACCCAGUUGGAACUGCUCCUUCCGAUUCUCAUAUUUGACAAAUAAACCAAAGAAUCAAUCGAUGAAGCAAAUCAACAAGUGCCUCGACUCCCAGUUAUGGCAUGCCUGUGCCGGUGGAAUGGUUCAGAUGCCGGCAGUGAACUCCAAGGUCUACUACUUCCCCCAGGGUCACGCAGAGCAUGCACAAGGCAGCGUGGACUUUGGAACCUCCCAGCGCAUCCCACCUCUCAUCCUUGCCACUGUGACUGCCGUGAAAUUUUUGGCUGAACCAGAGACUGAUGAAGUCUUCGCUAAGAUCCGCAUGGUUCCACUAACGGUCGAUGAGCUGGAGUGUGGCCAAGAUGACGCACUGGGACUUGUUAUAGAUGGAAGCAACACACAAGAAAAGCUGGCAUCUUUUGCAAAGACACUGACUCAAUCGGAUGCAAACAAUGGUGGGGGCUUCUCUGUCCCACGAUACUGCGCUGAGACCAUCUUCCCAAGGUUGGACUACACUGUGGAUCCACCGGUGCAGACUGUGCUUGUGAAGGAUGUGCAUGGUGAGAUUUGGAAGUUUAGGCACAUCUAUAGGGGAACCCCUCGCCGACAUCUGCUCACAACUGGGUGGAGCACUUUUGUUAACCAGAAGAAGCUUGUGGCAGGGGAUUCGAUUGUGUUCUUGAGAACCGAGAAUGGGGAUCUUUGCAUGGGGAUCCGACGGGCUAAAAGAGGUGGGAUUGGUGGCGGGCCAGAGGUUCCUUCAGGAUGGAUCCUUCCCAAUGGGAAUUGUAUGACGAGCUAUGGGAACUUCUCUGUCUUCUCAAGGGGGGAAGAGUGUAGGUUAAUGAGGGAAAACGGAAAUGGUGGUAGUUUAAGAACUAGUCGGGGCAUGAGGAUAAGAGGUAGGGUGAAGGCAGACUCUGUCAUUGAGGCAGCAACACUUGCAGCUAGAGGACAACCUUUUGAGGUGGUGUACUACCCUAGGGUGACUACGCCGGAGUUCUGUGUGAAGGCUGCAUCAGUAAAAGCUGCAAUGAGGAUCCAAUGGUGUUCCGGAAUGAGGUUUAAGAUGGCUUUCGAAACUGAGGAUUCCUCAAGGAUUAGUUGGUUUAUGGGAACUACAUCUUCUGUUCAGAUUGCAGAUCCCGUGCAGUGGCCUAAUUCGCCUUGGAGACUUCUUCAGGUUACAUGGGAUGAACCAGAUUUUUUACAAAAUGUGAAGUGUGUGAACCCAUGGUUGGUUGAACUGGUCUCAAACAUGCCAACUAUCCAUUUAGCACCCUUCUCUCCACCGAAGAAGAAGAUUUGUAUUUCCCAAUACCCUGAUUUUUGCCUCGAAGGUCAACCUCCAUUGCCUAUGUUCCUCAGGGACCCCCUUGGUUAUGGCACUAGUCCUUUGUGCUGUUUCCCAGACAGUGCUCCUGCAGGCAUACAGGGAGCCAGGCAUGCUCAUUUUGGUGUAUCUUUAUCAGAUAUCCACCUUAACAAACUGCAAUUAGGUCUGUUCCAUGCUGGCGUUCACCGCCUUGAUCAGACCACUCCACCUUCAAGAAUAACGACUGGCCUCCUCAUUGAUAACCCUGCCAUUCGUAAUAACAUCUCUUGUUUGUUAACAAUUGGCAAUGCUUCUCAUAGCACAGAAAAGCUCUGCAAUGAUAAACCGCCACAAUUAGUGCUCUUUGGGAAAACAAUACUGACUGAGGAUCAGAUAUCUCUGAGCAACUCUGGGGAUAUGGUUUUCCCUGGUGCUACUGGAAACAGUUCUGCUGAUGGGAAUCUUGAGAAGACAACAAAUAUGUCAGAUGUUUCUGGCUCUGCAAUGAAUCAGAAUAUAGUUGUGGACAGUUCAUCUUGUGAAUUAUUCAAAUGGGACAGGCACAGGUACCGCAAUAUAUCAGAGCUUGGACUGGAGACUGGCCAUUGCAAGAUUUUUAUGGAAUCAGUUGAUAUUGGUCGCACCCUUGAUCUCUCCAUGUUUGAAUCUUAUGAAGAACUAUACACAAAGCUAGCUGACAUGUUUGGGAUUGGAAAAUCAGAGAUUAGAAGCCACAUGAUUUACAAUGAUGCAGCAGGUGCAGUUAAACACACUGGAGAUGAACCUUACAGUGAGUUCAUGAAAACGGCACGGAGGCUGACAAUAUCAACUGAUUCAGGGAGUGACGACAUAGGAAGUUCUGUACUACCUGGAUCACUCAGUGCAAACUUAGAGUGCUGCAGCUGAUUGAUAAACCCCAUGGGGACUGGAUAAAUCAGGUUCUGUCGUAGUUUGAGCUUUCAUUUUCUCAAGUUGUCUUGUGUAAUCAAACUGACUGGAUUUGACUUGGGACCCAAAAUGUCAAUCUGUUUGCACUCCUUUCUUUUCAGUUGGUAGCAUAACUUGUCCUUGAUGUAUUUGCUUAGGAUGGCUGUUUCCUGGUUUCUGCUUGCCUCGUGAAACUGUAAUGGCUACGUAACGUACUAUCAAUUGUGGUUUAUCAGAAUAGAUCAGCCUACUGUGAAUUGCUA